AGAAAGAAGAAAAGAAAAAAAGAAGAAGAAGAAGCUCUCUUCCGAUCUUGAUCGGGCCAGAGCGAAACCCUAACCAAACCGGCGUCUUGCCCCCAGCUGCUCUCCCUCCCUCCUUCCUCCUGCCUAAACCCCAGCUUUCUCGAACGUCUAAUCGGAGAGCAGCCGCGGCAAUCCCGAGAGCGACCGAUCGAAAUGGCUUCUUCCGCCAAUCGAAUCCUCACAUCCCUCCACUCUCUUCUCUCCGUCCGACCGUCUAUCUCCUCCUACCGUCUUCCCUCCGCCGCCCGCCGCCGCCUCGCCGCCGUUGCCGCACCGAAUCCCGACCUGGAACGCCCCUCCUUCGCCUCGCCGGCGGAGGAAGAGAAGAAGAAGAAGGAAGACACCAUAUACUUGAAGAAGCCCAGCUCGGAGGCAGCCACCCGGGACGCGACCUCGGUGACGAUGCCCAUGUCCUUCGUGACGGGAUCCAUCGUGGGGAAGCGCUUCUACAAGGAGGUGACCACCCGGCUGGCCGAUGACGGCAAUGGUUGGACGGUGAUGCUCGACUACAGGACCCUCAAGAGCCCUUCCAAGAGGCCCCUCAAGUUCCCGAAUCUCGCCCUCGCCAAGGCCAUCGCCGCGGAGUGGGAAUACCAGCAAACAGAUGGAAUCCGACCUUUCACAAUGCCUCUCAUGAAGCUGGCUUGUACUGCAUUGGAAAGAGUUCCAUUAACACGUGUGAAAAUUAUUAAAAAUUUAAUGAAGAAGUUUCAUCAAGAUUUAGUAUUUUGCCGUUUCCCGGGUGAUAGUGAUUUGACAAGAGGAGUUCUCAGAAGACAAGAAGAGAAAAUUGACCCUAUACUUGAUUGGGUACAAUCUGAAUUUGGGUUUAAGCCAGUAGUAUACUCCAGCUUUUUUGGGGGCAAGCAGGAUGAUGGUCUAACUAAGGCUAUUGAAAACGUUCUGGAGAAAACAAGUGACUCUGAAUUAGCAGCAAUUGAUGCAAUGGCUGCUUCUGCACAUUCUUUGAUCAUUCCUCUAGGAAUUUUUUACGGAAGGCUGGGGAUUGAGGAGGCCAUUGAGUUGAUCAGGCUUGAAGAAGACUUGCAGGUUGACAGAUGGGGCCUGGUUGAAGGAGGUCAUGAUAUUGAUAUUGCUGAUCUGCAAGUGCAAAUGUCAUCUGCUGCUGUGUUUCUUGGACUUUCACAGAUACCAUGAUCUAUCCCAAAUUUUCUGUUGUAGUGCUGAUUGAUUUAUCACUCUUCAAUAGUUUCUUCAUUUUGUUUCAAGCUUCAUAUGAUGUUGGUAGCUGCUUAUCAUGGGACCCAAAAUGUAAUCCUUGCUACAUGUCCUGAUAUCUGAGAUAAGUCAAUAUAAGCAAAAUUUAAAUGCCAUGAGAUUCCAAGUGAAA
Molecule: messenger RNA, 1390 nt
Organism: Phoenix dactylifera (date palm)
Lineage: Eukaryota; Viridiplantae; Streptophyta; Magnoliopsida; Arecales; Arecaceae
Product: ATP12 protein-like protein
Biological process (GO): mitochondrial proton-transporting ATP synthase complex assembly
Cellular component (GO): mitochondrion
Source: RefSeq, a predicted model, not a curated record